Siniperca chuatsi (mandarin fish) is the source of this 8461-nucleotide messenger RNA. RefSeq lists its product as uncharacterized. The record is from RefSeq and is a predicted model, not a curated record. Lineage: Eukaryota; Metazoa; Chordata; Actinopteri; Centrarchiformes; Sinipercidae. The coding region runs from base 321 to 6266 and encodes 1981 amino acids. The transcript has 21 exons.
GAGGCGGUAAAGAACCCGAACCGGCCGCCAUUAAAGUGGCAAGAAGAAGAAGAAGAAGAAACCAACACAUCGGUGUUGUUCGGCCACACUUUAGCUUUGAACUGUGGACUUUCCGCUGAAGAAUAUAUACGUUUAUAUCAGUUCACCGACUGCUUGUGAAGUUAUGAUACUAAAACAAAAGGCAGCGUAGAGUUAACCGAUGAGUUUCCGUCCGGAAGUCGGAUUGUUUUGGUGCAUUAGCCCGUUAACUCGGUAGCUAGCUUAGAUAGCUAACGUUAGCUGCCCUGUCCGAGCUGCGUUAGCUGCGUCUCGGUGAGGGAAUGGGGCCGACGCGGGGCCGACCCCCCAUGGGACCGCCGGGCGAAGACGGACCUCCAUUCGACAUGGGUCCACCGGGCUGGUGUCCUCCUCCGCCGGGAGGCUGGGGCCCUCCGCCCCCUGAUGGAUGGCCGCCGCCGCCCGAUGAAUGGGGGCCACCGCCGCCCGGAGGGUGGGGGCCUCCGCCGCCUGGAGGAUGGGGGCCACCGCCGCCUGGAGGAUGGGGCCCGAGAGGGCCUCCACCGCCCGACUGGGGACCAAGAGGACCACCGCCACCGGGCUGGGGGCCUCAUCCAGACGACUGGCUGCCUCCUCCAGACUGGGGUCGUCACCCCGAAGACUGGAGACCCCCUCACCCCGACGACUGGAGACCCCCUCACCCCGACGACUGGAGACCUCCUCACCCCGACGACUGGAGACCUCCUCACCCUGACGACUGGAGACUUCACCCCGAUGACUGGAGACCUCCCCCUGAAGCCUGGGGACCCCCUGGCUGGGGUCCGGAAGGUCUCCCUGAGCCGUGGGGACCCGAGCCAGGUCCACCCGGACCUCUACCACCUGUCCCCCCGCCUCCUCCUCUCGGGAUUCCUCCCCCGGACCCCGCAGCCUUCGGACCGGUGCCCAUACCUCCUAUCCCCCCUCCAGCCUGCGUCCCCCCGAUGGGGUUCCCGGUGUACCCUCCUCCUGGCUGGACAGCAGAGACCAUCGUAGAGGAGCCGAUGCCGAACCCGCCGCCGGACCAGCCCGAGUGGAUUAAAGCGUUGAUUUCAGCUCCGGCCUCUGAGUCGACUCCGGGCGAAACAAAAAAAUCCACCGAGGAGCCCGCUGUGGCUACAACACCUGCGGCUGACCCCGCCGCGGCCCCGAAACCGAAACCUAAACCUAAACAUGACCCCGUCAAGACCGCCAAAGCGCUCGGCCUGCUGGGAAAACGCACAUUUGAUAAGCCUCCUCCGGGCAGGUCGACGGGGAUCAUCUCAUUCAUCGGGCCGACCUUCGGCUACAUCGAGAGAGAAGAUCUGGAGAAGUUCACCUUCAGCUUCGCCGCCUUCUUUGGAAACCCCAAAGCCAUGACGCCCGGGGUCAGAGUUCACUUCACCGCCUGCAAGGAGAAGCAGAACAGUCUGAUAGCGACAGAUGUGAAAGUGGCUCCAGGUGGAACGGAGAACGUGGACACGGAGAUCUACGAGGCGGUGGUCAGUCAGCCCAUCACGGAGCCUCAGCCCGGCGAGCGUCAGUACCCCGGUCAGGUUCACGUGGACAUCGGGCCGCUGAGGACCAACCUGACGUUCGACAGGAAGGACAGCACGGUGACGCUGCUGAAGAACGACCAGGUGCUCAUCAACCUGCUGACCGACAUCGUCACCGAGAAGAGAAGAGCCACCAACAUCAAACCCAAAAUCCCUUCGACCUUCAGCCACACCAAGGAGGCCAGGGAGACGGGCGUCAUCAUCAGCCUGAACGAUGGCGAAGGUGUCAUCAAGUCGGACGAACACGGUGAGCUUCCCUUCGACGCCAAAGAGAACUUCAGCGACAUCGAGUUCAACGCUGAGGACAUCAACGAGGAGGUCGAGUUCACCGCCAUCACGCUGAGAGGGGGUAAGCGGGCGAUCAGGAUCCGGCGGGUGAAGGAGCCCCUCCUCCUGACGCUCUGCGCCGCCACCGCCGCCAUCGCCGCCGCCGAGGAGGCCGACUCCCAAAACACAGACGACGACAGUGACGAGGACUCUUGCAAGUCGCUGAAAGGGAAGGCUAACGUCAAGCUGGAGCCGGGUCCCAACAUGAAGCUGGACCCGGAGCUGUACGAGGGCAUCGUCAGCCAGCCAAUCAUCGAGCCCACGCCGACCAUGCAGGGUUACCCGGGUCAGAUCCACGCCAACAUCGGCCCCAUCAGGACCAACGUGACCUUCGACCACCGGGACUGCGGCGUCACGCUGCUGAAGAACGACCACGUAUUGAUCAACCUGCUGGUCGACAUGGUGACCAGGAAGAGGAGAGCGGCCAACAUCAAACCCAAAAUCCCCUUCACCUUCAGCUACACCAAAGAGAAGAGAGAGCUGGGCAUCAUCACCUGUCUGGGAGCUGAAGAAGGCAUCGUGAACUCCGAGGAGCACGGCGAGCUUCCCUUCGACAUCUGUGAGAACUUCAGCGACACAGAGUUCAACACCACAGACAUCCACAAGGAGGUGGAGUUUACGGUGGCCAUGGUGAAAUCUGAGAAGAGAGCGAUCAGGCUAAUGAGGACAAAGAGGGUUGAGGACCAAAUCCUAGAGGAGCAGAAGAAACGGGAGGAGGAGGAGAGGAGGAAGAAACGGGAGGAGCAGGAGAGGAGGAAACAAGAAGUGGAGGAGAGGAAGAGGAGGGAGGAGGAGGUGGAGGAGCGAGAGAAAGAGGCAGAGAGGAAGAAGAAGGAGGAGGUGGCGGCGGCGCUGGCAGCGGCCAAAUGCAAAUGGACGCCGCUCGGCUUCAAAAUAAGAGACCCCGAGACGCUGGACGACAUCAGCAAGGAGCGAUUUGAAGGCACCGUCCUCAAAGCCAUUUCCAAAAACGUAAAAAAGAUCAAGAAGGAGCCGGAGGAGGAUCAAGGAGGAGGUGCUGAGGGCGGACAAAUUCUCCUCAGACAGGUCAAAAUAGAGAAAAUGGAUGAAGAUGAGAAGGAAGAGGCGGAAGGAAAACCUGAAGGAGAGGGAGGAAAGACGGAGGUGAAAAAGGAGGAGGUGAAGAAGAAUCAGUUGGCUGGAGCUGAAGCAGGGGGCAGGGCCAAACCAGACCCAGAGAUGGGUCGACUGGUGAUGACCAUCGACGGUCAACAGAAACAGCUUCCCUUCGGUCCCAACGACCUUCUGACCACCGCCACCAUGCUGGAUGGAGACAAGGUACGUUUCAACAUCGUCACCCAUCGGGAGACCAAAGAGGAACGAGCGACCUACGUGGAAAUCCUCCCCGACUCCUUCGAAGAGUCCAUCGAACAACGUCGACACGGCAUCGUGAUCGAGUUCUUGGAAGACUCUGGGCUCAUCAAGUGCACUCAGAACCCGCAACUCUACUUCCACAUGUCAGAGGUGAUAGAGAAGAAGAAACUGGAGCUGAACGAGAAGGUCGAGUUCAGCGUCGUCCCGCAUGAAACGGCAGAAGGGGGGAACCAGGCCAUCCGAAUAAAACGUUUCACCGAGAGCGUUUUCCUCCCCGUUCGUAAAUUAGGUGGUGUCGGUGGAAACAAAGGAAAGAUGACCAUCAAGCUGACAAAAGCUUUAGAAGCCAUUGAGAAAGAAAAACCAGAGACAGACAAGCUGAAGGCGGUGGUGAAAAAUCUUAGAACGCAGGACAGCAAGACCAGUAGAAGGGAUUACAGUGCCACUCGGCGUAGAUAUGGCCGCAGCAGAAGUAAAAGCAGGAGUCCGAGUAGGAAUAGGGCCAGGAGUAGGAGUAAAAGUAGGAGCAAGAGUCCGCCCAGAGAUCAGUUUGGACGUAUCAUCAAAAGGAGACGCAGCACUAGCGUUGACCGUGACCGUAAAAGCAGCAGGAACAGGCGAAGCCGAAGCCGAGAGAAGUCAAACAGACGCACCAAAAGCCCCACUAAGAGCCACAGCAGGAGUCACAGCCAAAGCCGAAGCAAGAGCUCCAGCCGGAGCCGGAGCAGGAGCAGGGAGAGAAGCAAGGACCGGGCCGGCAAGAAGAGGAGCAAAAUCAGCCGAGAGCUCGAAGAAAGUCACAAGAGGAGGAGGGAGUUGAGCCCUCCUCCCAGACGUGUUGGAGUCAUGGACGAUGAACUGGCAAGGAAGAAGCGGGAGCUGGAGGAGCUGAAUGAGAUGAUUGCCUACAAAAAGUCAAUGGUGGACCCCCGAGGACUGGACCCUGGACAGAGGACCUGCAUAGACUACGACCAUGGCAGGAUCGCCGUCCCACUUACUGAGUACAAACCAGUCCGGUCCAUCUUGAAGAAACGACCAGAGGGACCCGAGUACCACCAUCGUCUUCCUCAACCCUAUGACGAUCCUUAUUAUGACCGGCCAUACAGUCCUUACCAAGAUCGGCGAUACAGUGACCGCUACAGUGAUCCGUACACCAGCCGUCCCUACCCUGAUCGCCCUUUUGGUGACCGUCCCUACGGUGACCGCCCUUAUGAAAAUCGUCUUUAUGGUGAAGCUCCCUAUGUUGGCCCUGCGUCUGCCAGCCAACGUUACACUGAUCGCUAUGAUGUUUAUGAUGAACCCUAUGACGAUCGCUACUAUGACCCAGCAUGUGCCGACCAACCUUACGAUGAUCCGUAUCGGCCUGUCAAACGGAGCCAGUCUCCAGAACUCCACGGUCCCUCACCUUCUCAGUCUGGCCAAGUUCCUGCUGCCUCCACCCAACCUCCACAGACACAUACUGUUGCCACUUCAGCUUCCCAACCCCCUUUCAGACCUCCUUCUCCCACAGAACCACCUCCGAGAAGCCCUUCUCCCAAACUGAAGAACACAACGCCACGGCAGUCACCUCCAGCUGAGAAACCACCCCUUGAUCGCUUCCUUGAUAUGCUUAAUAAAAAGGUGGAUGCUGAAAAGAAAUUAGAACCGGUUUAUGUGAAUGAUGACCUUCUGCCUCAUGAGCGGGCACUUCAGGAUGGCAGGGGUUUCUCUCGGAUUGUGGGAUUGGCUCAAGAGCAACCCACCAGCAGUCUAGCUCUAGAAGGGGAAAAGAACCAACUAAGCUCUAAACGGUCCUCAGUAGAGAGAAUAAGCGAGGAACCAAAGAGCAAGACAGAACCCUACGACAAGAUCCAGAGUCUACUCCGUACGAUUGGCCUGAAGCUGAGUACAGGAGAUGUGUCCAAACUGGCAAGUCGAGCCCAAGAAAAAAUCUAUAGCCCAAAGUCCUCAUCCACAGAAAGAGAGACUUUGUCAUCCCCAAGGGAAGAACUGCAUACAAGUAGAACCGGUUCUGUUGAAUCGGAUCACAUCCAUUCCCCCUCCCCUGCCAGGUCCUCCAGUUUGGAGCCGCUCAGCAGACAUAAAACUGUCUCGGAGUAUGAAGGAUUCCUGGACCAGCAAGAGUUGGAGGCACUAAAGAAGGCGCAACAGCUGCAGAGUCUUACCAAGACAAUGGGGAGUACUCCCUCCACCACUCCUGUGAAACCACCUCCUGGGCCGCCUCCUUCUCAGUACCAACAUCCACCCCCAACAAUCAACUGGCCCCUUGGUGUCACUACCCAGAUUCCCCAAGCACAGAGCUCCACAACCCCUAGCAUGGGCACUCCAGCUCUUCCUACAGCUGGUCAACCACCCCAGAGAUUUGGACCUACUGCGGGACCUCCCCCUGGACCUCCUCCUGGGCCUCCUCCACGGCGUCCUGGACAGUCUCCUCCAGGACCCCCUCCUGGACCUCCUCCGCGGCGUCCUGGACAGCCUCCUCCAGGACCCCCUCCUGGACCUCCUCCCCGGCGUCCUCCCGGACAACCUCCUUUCACUCCACCCUCCAGUCAUGUAGUCUUUCCUUUUAUUGGCCAGCCUCCUGCAGCUCCACUUGUUGACUCCUCCAGUCCUUCGCAGCCUUUAACCACUGCUGCAGUAACACCGACACCACCAUCAUCAUCACCGGAAACAUUGAGUCCUACACACGAUGACCACUCAACCAUCUCUACGACAGUGGCCAGAUGCCUGAAGGUCAUUGAGACGGUGAAAUCUCUGGCUGUGCAGCCACCAGCCAAACCAGUCAAAACAGUGCAGUUCAGUUUACCCACAGAGUCUCCAUCACACUCCAGUUCUCAGACCUCAGCAGAGACAGACGAUGACAUAAAGACCAAGCAGAAGGAGAAGCUGGAUUUGUAUAACCAGAGGAUUUUGGAAAAGCGGGAGCAGCAGUACAAGGAGAUGCUAGCCCGCAGGAAAGCAGAGAAGAACAAGGAUGGCACAUUGAUCCCCCCAGGUUCCGGCCAAGAUGCAGCUCAGGAUGACUCGAGGACUUAGCGGGUGGACUGAACAGAAACAUCAGGCCCGUCUGCUCGUUCAGGAAUCUCUGACUCGUCCACAAAAAUGUAGAGAAAUUUGAAAAUCCAUCUCUGUCCUUCUGUUUUGGCUUCCCGUCCACAGCGCUGCCAGCACCACCGAAAACCUCCGGACUCAUCGGGGCACCAACGGCUCAUAAAACAAAUAUAAAAUGUCCUAAUGAUCUCAAUCUCUGUAUAUCUUUUUGUACAGUAAAAUAUAUACAUGUAUUUAUUAUGUGACUUGCUGGGGCCUCCGCCUGCAGUGUGUACAGUUUUUCUAAGCUGAAAACUACCUGGCAGAAAUGAAUUUAGGAAUAUGCAACAUAAAAGCACAAAACUGAAAUAGUGAGUAUAAUAAUAGUGAAACUAGACUCUGACACAGGGACCCGAGGCCCUUGUGCUUUAGUACUGCCUGUUCGAAUGAGCGCAGCCCAGAAACACAGUAAGUCUGGAGCUUUCGGAGCUCCUGGAGUUCUGGGCCCCGGGUCAGUUGCCCACUCUGCCCCGUUAGUAGUCCAGCCUUGGGCAUACUGCACUUCUUUGGCUCGUGAGCCUUUAAAGUGAAGCAGUCCUUCAGUUUAACCCCAGCACCGUUCUUUCUUACGUUUUGAUAAAAGUGAAAUCGUCCUGUAUUUCACAAGAAAAAAUUAAAGACUAGAAAAAAUCUUUAAUUUUAAAACUUGUAACACAACAUUGUGUAAAAACUGAAGUUGGACAUAUUUAUUUCUUUACUACGGUGUGUUUACUUUAUUGUCCUCCGAGAGGAAGUUAUAUUUGUACAUAAAGAACAGAAGUCCAAACACAGUGUCGAUGUUUUCUAUAAUUUUACUGAGACUGUAUUAAAGAGUCAGUUCACCCAAAAUAUAAAGAUUAUUACUUAUAUAUGUCCAAGAGAUUUCUGCCUCCCCCCCAAAACAAUGGCGGUGAAAGUGCUGCUCAGCUUUGAAAAAUGACUUUUACAACAGAAACGUCUCUUUCCAUGAGGCCACCGCGUGAUCCACGAGUCGCAGUAGGGACCGUUUUCACUACGGAAGAAUCGAUCUCUGCGCACGCUGUCGACAGACACUCGUCUCAAAACCUGGAUGAAUAAAAUCUAAUAAACUAUUUGCAGAUCCGCGUGGACUUGGGUGAGCUGACUCUUUCAGGCUGCUGAUCAGCCUGAUUAAAGUCCGUCCACAGUGGAUGAUGCACUAUUGUGGAAUAAUUUCAGUCCACUAAAGAUGGUAAAAUAAUGGUGACCAAACGCUGAACACCCUGACGAGCGGACCGUGCUGCUGUGCGUCAUGUUGCUGAUGUUCACACUGGAUUAGCUGUACACACUGCACGCCACUGUAUGUGGACAGCUGAGCAGGUGUGACGGUGUAACGUGCGGCUGCGACACCAUGUUGUUGAACCUGCUGCUCCACUGUGCUGGGGUCAGUCUGUCCUCCAGAUGUUGAACCAGCUGCAGGGAUUCGCUCCCACUCAGCCUGCAGAGCAUCGGUGAGGUCCGAGCUGAUGUUGGUGAUGAGGGCGAGUCCUGCUGGAACAGAACUAGUUCACUUCGGUGGCUGGAAAGCCUCCACUUCUCCCAGAAAAGGGCAGCGGUGGAAAGAAACCAAGUACAUUACUUGAGUAAAGUACAAGUACUUAAGUAUCUGUUCAUUUCUUCUUCUACUCCACUACAUUUAUUCGACAGUUUAGUUACUUUACAAAUCAAGAUUUUACAUACAAAACAAUAAUGAUCAUCUUAUAAAAUGAUGCACUGAGAUUAAACAACAGUAUAUAAAGUACUAAAUUAGUUCCACCUCGAGCAGCGACAACAUGCUCUAACAUAUACUCUAAAGGGGCCGUUCUGCAUAACUAGGACUUUUACUUACAUUUUGUUAAUAACACUGCUGUAACAUUUUGAAUGCUUGUACUUGACUGAUUUUACCGAGAGACACUGCUACUUGUACUGAAGUAGAAGAUCUGUAGACUUCUGGCAAAGUGGAGGCUGUUGGAGUGUCUGAUUAAUGCUCGCUUUGGAAUCACACAUUUGACUGUCCACAUACUUUUGGCCAUGUGUACGUCAGGUGCAUUCAGACCUGAGGUCCUCACGGUUAUCAGGAGACACUGAGAAAAGAUGUAAAUGCUUUUCAACUGUGAUGCACUAAAAUCUGUUUUUUUUAUUCAAUAAAAAUUCUCUAAAAUGAA